Messenger RNA from Nipponia nippon (crested ibis), 2202 nucleotides. Lineage: Eukaryota; Metazoa; Chordata; Aves; Pelecaniformes; Threskiornithidae. The record is from RefSeq and is a predicted model, not a curated record.
AUGGAUCCUUGGGGGGCCGAGGAACCGGAGCAGACGGUGCUUUUUGGGGGUGACGGGGAGGAGGAGGAUGCCUACGACCCCCCGGUGAUGCAGAAGCUGGAUACGGCCGCCUUCUUGGCUCACCCCGAGGAGGGUUCACCGGGAGAACGGAGCCCGGCGCGGGAGACCCUGCGUUGGACCGUGGUCCAGCAGAUCGACUCUCCCGGCGCGGCGGGAGGUCGGCGUGGCGGUAAAACCGGAUCGGGAGCUGGCGCCUUCUCCAACUUCAAGAGCAUCAUCGUGUUGCAGAAGAGUUACGAGUGUGGGGAAUGCGGCAAGAGCUUCAGCUGCAGCUCCCACUUCAGCAAACACCGGCGGACCCACACCGGCGAGAAACCCUUCCAAUGCGAGGAGUGCGGUAAGAGUUUUCGCCGUAACAAGGAGCUGGUGACCCACCAACGGUUGCACACCGGUCGCUUGCCCUUCCAAUGCGGUCACUGCGGGAAGAGCUUCAGUUGGAGCUCCCAUUUUGACCGGCACCAACGCGUCCAUACCGGUGAGAAGCCCUACCAGUGUCCCGAAUGCGGUAAGCGUUUUAGCCGUAGCUCCCACCUCUACCGGCACCAACGCACCCACGCCGGCGGUCGCUCUUACAUCUGCACCUAUUGCGGGCGUAGUUUUGGUAGCACCCUCCAUUUUGACCGGCACCAACGCACCCACACCGGCCAACGACCCUACAAGUGCACCCUGUGCCGGAAAAGUUUUGGCGAUGGGCCGGCGUUGGUCAAACACCAACGCCUUCAUCUGGGUGAUGGUCCUUUCCGUUGCGAAGAGUGCGGUAAAGCCUUUGGCGCCCGCGCCCAAUACGCCCGGCAUCGGCGUAGCCUCCACGGCGGCGGUGAGAAACCAUACCGUUGCGGUGAUUGCGGGAAGAGUUUUUCCUGGAGCUCCCAUUGGGAACGACACCAACGUAUCCAUACCGGCGAACGACCCUACCAAUGUGGGGACUGCGGCAAACGUUUCGGCCGGACCUCCCAUCUCUACCGGCAUCAACGUACCCACGCCGGCGGGCAACCCCACAUCUGUGCCGAUUGCGGGAAGAGCUUCAACAGCACCCUACACUUCCAUAAGCACCAACGGGCUCACGCCGGUCCCCGGCACGCCUGUCCUGAUUGCGGCAAGACGUUUGCCGACGGUUCGGCGUUGGCUAAGCACCGACGGGCGCACGCUGGCGAGAAGCCUUUCCCUUGCCCGCAGUGCGGCCGGCGCUUCAGCCGAGGGUCUAACCUUGCCCAGCACCGGCGUAUCCACACCGGUGAACGACCUCACCGUUGCGGUGAUUGCGGCAAAGGCUUCAUCCAACGCUCCGACCUGGAGCGGCACCGGCGGGUGCACACCGGUGAACGGCCGUAUCCUUGCGGCGACUGCGGCAAACGGUUCAGCGUCAGCUCCCACCUCGACCGGCAUCGCCGUACUCAUGGGUCACCGGCUCCUCACCGUUGCCCCGAAUGUGGUAAGAGCUUCGCCCAACGCUCUGCCUUGGCCAAACACCGUAAGACCCACAGCGGCGAACGGCCUCACCGCUGCGGCGAUUGCGGUAAGAGCUUCAGCCGAGGCUCCAACCUCACCCAACACCGGCGCAUCCAUACCGGCGAACGGCCGUUUGCUUGCAGUGAUUGCGGUAAAGGUUUCAUCCAACGCUCCGACCUGGAACGGCAUCAACGGGUACACACCGGUGAACGACCCUAUACCUGUGCCGAAUGCGGUAAGAGCUUCAGCGUCAGCUCCCACCUCGACCGGCACCAGAAGAUCCACGCAGCUGAACGGGCCUAUAAGUGCGGGGAAUGCGGGAAGGGUUUUGGGCAACGUUCGGCGCUGGUUAAACACCGGCGUAUCCAUACCGGAGAGAAACCCUACACCUGCGGGGAUUGCGGGAAGGGUUUCAUCCAGAAGUCGGACCUCACCAUCCACCGCCGGAUGCACACCGGGGAGAAACCUUACCGUUGCGGUGAGUGCGGUAAAUGCUUCAGCGUCUCCUCCAACCUCAUCACCCAUCAACGUACCCACCUCGGCGAGAAACCCUACCAAUGCCCCGAGUGCGGCAAGAGCUUCAUCCAACGCUCCGAGCUCACCAUCCACCAGCGCGUCCACACCGGCGAGAAGCCCUACAAGUGUCCCGAGUGCGGCAAGUGCUUCAGCCGCAGCCCCCCCCUCCAACGGUGA